Molecule: messenger RNA, 5849 nt
Organism: Schistosoma margrebowiei
Lineage: Eukaryota; Metazoa; Platyhelminthes; Trematoda; Strigeidida; Schistosomatidae
Source: the annotation of a GenBank genome assembly
AUGACAGAUGGCGGUGGAUUUAAAGCCGCUUUGAAACUUAAUCGAUAUUUUUUAUAAACCAGAUAUGCUUCAACCAAACCCAAUAUUAUGACAUGUUCUAAUCAGCAUUUUAAAUGUAACAUUAUCUCGAUCCAAAUUUGAGGCUAAUAGCACUGUAAGCUUGGAUUAUAGUAAUCAUUGUUUUGAAAUCGACAAAAAUACUAUCUUUCAUUUUGAUAAUAACAAAGAAUACUGUUCAUCAUUGGUUAUUAUAUUUCCAACCAAGUAUUAUGCUUGCUGCACUUGUGAAUUACACAAUGAAACUAUAUCACAAUGGAUAGUUUUACGUCAGAGACUGAAGCAGAUUUAGUAGCAUCAAGCGGAUCAGCUUCGGAAGAGGAUGUUAAACAAGCAUCAAGUUAUAAAAGUACUUCCACAUUAAAAGGUUGGUUUCAAGGUCAUUCGUUUGUGAAAAAGAAUCUACAUAAACCUGCUACAUGUCAUCAUUGCUCAGAUCUUUUGUGGGGAAUAUUAGGAACAACUGGAAUGGUUUGUGAAGUUUGUAAUUUUCUAGCCCAUGAAAAGUGUAUGCGUGCAGUUGUGACAGCUUGUACUUGUAUUGCACCAUUUUUAACCAAGGAUCCUGUGCCUCAUUGUUGGUCAGAAAUUGGUCAUUUUAAAAGGAAAUUUUGUAAUGUUUGCCGUAAACGUGUUGAUGAUUUAUUGGCAUUAAAAUGUGAAAUUUGUGAAUAUUAUUCACAUUAUGAAUGUUUGGAUUUUGUAGCAGCAGAUUGUAAACAAUGUGCCACUUCUACAUUGACUUCAAUGGCCAAGUCUCCAACAUGCAUACCUGAUACAGUUGAAACAAGAAACUCCUAUAUGAUGUCACGUUUACUGAAGAAUUUUUCAAAAUCGUAUUCAUCAAAUGACCCUAAUGAUUCACUGCUUAUUGAUUUGACUGAUAAUGAAUUAACUAAUAAAUGUAUCAAUAAUAUUAACACUACUACUACUAAUACUACUGCUACUUCAGCUGUCAGUAAUACAAUUCCCAGUACUAUGUUUACUACUAGUAGUACUAAUACAUCAGUAGCAUUGAUUUCUUAUUCUUCAACAAAUACACCUAAAACAUCAACACAAUGCACUGCAGAAAUCGGUGAACUAGCAUUAUUAGAAGCUGUGAAAACAUUAUCAUCAUUAUCAUUGUCAGCAUCUCCGCAAACAACUUUAGGAACUAGUGAAGAACAAGUAUUGUGUACAACAAAAUCAACAACAGAUACUUCCAUACCUCCUGUCAAAUCUUCAUUGAUAUCUUCACAUGUACAACAAUCACAUCAUUGGCGUGAAGGCAAUUUACCAGUAAAUUCAAAAUGUGCAUCAUGUCGUAAAACAUGUUGGUCUGCUGAAUGUUUAACUGGUUUACGAUGUGAAUGGUGUGGUGUUACAGCGCAUUAUUCAUGCUAUAGAAAUAUACCGCUAGAAUGUGAUUUCGGUGUACUGAGAAAUAUCAUGCUUCCACCAUAUUGUGUAUCAGUGCCUCGUACAAGUUUAUUGGUUGAACAAAUUAUUGGUAUGUGUAGACCUCAACCAGAAACACUAAUGGGAGUUCAAGCUCUCACAGAUGAAUUCUCAAGCAAUGGUGAUAGUCCAGAAGAAUCAGGAAUUGAAAGGAAAUCUACCAAGGAUAAAACAGAUAGAGACUUCGAUGAUUAUGUACGAGUCUAUGAUGGCUGGGGUCGCUUUCGUAAGAAACAGUGCCGAUACCUCAGUCUUGGUCGUAGUGUAUCUGUGCUCAAAGUGAUUGAACUUUCCUUGAAAGCUUUUCAGUUACCUCCGGAUGAAGCAAGAGAUUACUAUCUCGUAGAGGUGAAUGAAAAAGAUGGAAGUGAGCACAGAUUGCAUAGCUCUGGAUGUUUCAAAUCUCAACUACAGUUUGAAACUCGAAGACCACAGAUUAUAAUACGUUCUCGUGAUCGUAAUCAAGAUCGUGAAUAUAUUCAAACAUUUCCUGGAACAUUAGAUCAAUUCACAGAUGUUGAGUUGUUACCAAUACAAAUCUCAGUGACACGUGAUACCACAGUUCAUGAUGUUAUUUUACAAGCACAGAAACGAUUUGGACUCGAGCAUUUAGAUUCUGGUAGAUUUCAACUAGUUGAAACAAAUCUUGAUCGUGGACUUGUUGAACGUGUAAUGUCAUCAGGUGAACGAUUGUGGACAAUAUUAGAACGUGUUAAACGUGAAUCUGUUCGUGCAUUACGUUUAACACGUUUUUAUUUACAACCAAUUGAAGAAUCUAAAGGUCCUGUUGUUACAUUAUUUGUUGGAAAUUUAAAAAAAGGUUUAAGUCAACGUUUAUACGAACGUAUUCUACUUGAACGACUUGGUAUAGAGAAUAAAUGGGAUUUUAUUGAAGUGAUAUAUUAUGAUUUUGGCAGUUUAGUAUUAGUUUAUUUAAAUGCAGAACGUGCUGAUGAAGCAUAUCAUUUAUUAAAACAAAGUACAUUUGAAGAUCGUCCAAUUUUAGUUAUGAUAUUGCCUAGACUUAAACCAAGUAAAUUACCAGAUGAUAUUAAACCUUUAUUAGUAUUAGUCAAUGUUAAAUCAGGUGGAUGUCAAGGUGCCGAUUUAAUCACGUCAUUUCGGAAACUGUUAAAUCCUCACCAAGUUUUUAAUUUGGACUAUGGUGGUCCCCUACCAGGUUUACAUUGUUUUCGUCAUCUAAAACAAUUUAAAAUACUUGUAUGUGGUGGUGAUGGUACAGUUGGAUGGGCACUUUCAUGUUUAGAUAACGUUGGUCAAGAUGCUGCAUGUCCUACACCACCAAUGGCAAUUCUACCACUGGGUACUGGUAAUGACUUGGCACGAGUUUUACGCUGGGGUUCCGGUUAUACUGGUGGUGAAGAACCUUUAACAAUACUGAAAGAUGUUGUUGAAGCAGAAAAUAUUCGCUUAGAUCGUUGGACUGUUGUAAUUAAACCAGAUCAAGCUGAAAAAGAUGCACAAAAGAAACAAUUACAAAUUGAAGCUAAUUCAUCAAAUACAAAUGAAGAUUCUAGUCGUAUAUUUGUCAUGAAUAAUUAUUUCGGUUUAGGUAUAGAUGCUGAUUUAAAUUUAGAUUUUCAUAUGGCAAGGGAAGAGAAUCCAGCAAAAUUUAAUAGCAGAAUUCAUAAUAAAAGUGUUUACUUAAAAAUGGGUUUACGUAAAAUGGUUAAUCGUACUAAAUGUAAAGAUUUACAUCAAAAUAUUAUCGUUGAAGUAGAUGGUCGUCAAUUGGAUUUACCACCAUUAGAAGGUGUAAUUAUUUUAAAUAUUUUAUCAUGGGGUGCUGGUGCAAAUCCAUGGGGUGUUGAAAAAGAUGAUGCAUUUACAACUCCAACACAUUUUGAUGGUCAACUUGAAAUUGUUGGUGUUACUGGUGUAGUACAUAUGGGACAAAUAUUUUCUGGUUUACGGACAGGUAUCCGGUUAGCACAAGGUGGUCAUAUAAGAAUUACAGUGAAAUGUGAUAUCCCAGUACAAGUUGAUGGUGAACCAUGGAUUCAACCACCUGGUCAAAUUAUAGUUUUACGUUCAGCCUUAAAAGCAACUAUGUUGAAAAAACGCAAACGACGUAAAGUGAAUCGUCGUCAUACUGAACCUGGUUUAGGUGGAUCUGGCAGUUCGAAUACAACUAGCUCAAAUGUUAUACACGGUUGUACAGAAGAUCCAUUAAGUAGUGCUGUAUUUGGUGCCAGUGGACCUCCUCCACCUGAAAGUGUAAAUUAUCUCGAUUGUGGAAAUACUAAUACUAUUAAACAACUUGAAUUAGAUAUUGCAAAAGUUGAAUUAGAAGAGGGAAAUUUAAAUGAUGCUUUCUGUUCAAAUGAUACAAUCAAAACAGAUGAUUCAUAUCCUAGACUGUAUAGACCAGGACGACCAGUAUAUGCUAAAAGAAGAGGACGUCGUCUACCAAAACCUAUAUUAGUUGCAGUACCAUCAGCUCCAUCAGAAACUUGUAGAUCACCGAGAGAGAUACUUGAUAAUGAUGAGUUCGAUGAAACAUCGGCCUUAUGUCUUUCUAAAUCAACACGAUUCAAACAACAUGUACCAACUAAUAUGCAUUCAACAUCAGAUCAACAAUCUCCUAUCAUACAAAGCCUCAAAAACUCUACACCUUCAGCUUCAAUGAGUCAAUUAGGUUCAACAACUAGUAAAAAGGAGAUAGAUUGAUGAUUAUAUCAAAACUAGUUACAGUCUUUUUGUUGCUUUUGGCAUUUAUGUAGUUGAUUUCCACUUCAAAUACAACCACAUUCCAUCCGUACUAGUACAUAAUGAUGGGAUAAUUUGUACUUGAGCAAUAAUUUAUCUUAAUGAAUGGAUAAAUGAACAUAUCCAUAUUUGAUGGACAAAAUAAUUGUAUAAGCGUAUUUUUAUACACAUGUAAUACACUUGGAUGAUAUAUAUAUGGUAUUAUCAAUUGACUUCCGAAUACCUUUUCAUGGUUAUAUGCUGAUAUGCAAUAUGUAUUUGUGAAAUAUCUAUAUUAUAAGUGCUGAACACAGAAAUAGCACUGUUUGUAAUCUCUCUGUGUGAAUGUGUAUGUGUUUGUAAACUGUGUGUAAACUUAAAAAUAAGUUUGAUAGUGUUAUAUAAACGUUUAUAUUCAAUUAAUUUAUCCUUCUUUUGUGCAAACGAUUUGUGUAAUCAGUUGGUAAUUGUUUUUCUAUUAUUAUUAUUGUUAUUAUUAUUAUUAUUAUUAUUACUGAUAUUGCUGAUAUUGUGACUGUUUAUUUUCCUAUAAAUAUUAUUGCCUAGUCUUUGUAUACAUAUAAUAGAUGUAUAGAGUGAAUUAAUUCUUUAUAUACAGUAGUAUUCUCUAUAAAACGUCAAUUGUUAGUUCUUCCUCCAUCAGCUUCUUCUUCUUCUUCUACAUGUUCUUGCUUUCUAUUAGUGAUCAUCUAUUUUCAUGAGCAUUGAAACUAUUAGUCAAGUCAAUGUAUACAUCUUCAUUAUGUAGUAUUGUGUUUACAAUACACAUACACACACACACACACAAAAGUAUACAAUAUUACUUCUGUUUUUUUCUUCUAGUUCAUAAAAGGAUUAUGUGCAAUAUUAUUAUGAUUGUGUCGAUCUCUUAUUGAUUUCACAUUAUUCAACUUCUUAUAAUAUAAAUAAUGAUUUACUUUAUUCAAUUCAUUUUUUUAUUGCUCUUAUUCAAUGAAUGAGUGUGUUCUAUUCUCUAUAUUCAUCACUUACUGAAUUAAAGAAAUUAAUAGAAGAAACAUUAGACAAUACGUAUUUACAUAUUUUAUAUCUAAUAUUUAGUAAAGUUAGUGAAAUCAUUCCUUACUUGUUACUAUGUAGACAUAAGUGUAAGUGAUCGUUUAUUUUUUAAAAUAAACAAACAGAAAAGAGAAACCAUGACAAUACAUGACAAUCUAUCAUAAAUUGAUAAUUAUAUUUUAUCAUUCAAUUUAUUAGAUAAUCAAUUUUACAUCUUAUUUCUUGUCAUACACCCUUAGUGAACUCAUUAAAUUACUUUAAUUCCAAAGUAAAAAAAGGGUGAAAACAAACAAACAAACAAUGUGACAAUAAAAAUCCACAUAGAGUAUUUUUUUUUGAAAGAAAAGAAAAAAAGAAAGAAAAUGCACAUUUAUUUUUAACAAUUUAUCUUAUUGCUCAUUUCACUGUGAUUGUUCUCUUUUCAUUAUUCUCUCUCUUUUCUUUCUUUCUAUCUCUCCUUUUCACUAAACGAAAUUAGUUUAUUUCAAUAAUUUUUUUGUUUACAAUUUGUUCAUUGAUUCUUUUCAACUUUUUUUGUAUAAUAGUAGUACAUGAUCGGAUAUGUUAUCAUAGACUUAAAAAACAAUAGCUGUUCAUUGUAUUCCUCU